CACUGCAAACGGGGGAAUGGGCUCAUCAAGGUGAACGGACGUCCCCUGGAGAUGAUCGAGCCGCGCACGCUGCAGUACAAGUUACUGGAGCCUGUUCUGCUGCUGGGCAAGGAGCGAUUCGCGGGUGUGGAUAUCCGGGUCCGUGUGAAGGGUGGUGGUCAUGUGGCCCAAAUUUAUGCUAUCCGACAGUCCAUCUCCAAAGCCCUGGUGGCCUAUUACCAAAAGUAUGUGGAUGAGGCCUCUAAGAAGGAGAUCAAAGAUAUCCUCAUCCAGUAUGAUCGGACCCUGCUUGUAGCUGAUCCUCGGCGCUGUGAAUCCAAAAAGUUCAGAGGUCCUGGUGCCCGUGCUCGAUACCAGAAAUCCUACCGAUAAGCCCAACUCAAGGAUCAGGGUUUACCUUUGUAAUAAACAUCCUAGGGUUUUAAUGUUAA
Messenger RNA from Chionomys nivalis (European snow vole), 431 nucleotides. RefSeq names its product 40S ribosomal protein S16-like. The annotation marks the transcript as partial. Lineage: Eukaryota; Metazoa; Chordata; Mammalia; Rodentia; Cricetidae. Gene Ontology annotation, molecular function: RNA binding; structural constituent of ribosome. The transcript has a single exon. The record is from RefSeq and is a predicted model, not a curated record. Gene Ontology annotation, cellular component: cytosolic small ribosomal subunit; ribosome. Gene Ontology annotation, biological process: translation; maturation of SSU-rRNA from tricistronic rRNA transcript (SSU-rRNA, 5.8S rRNA, LSU-rRNA).